Messenger RNA from Olea europaea var. sylvestris, 1566 nucleotides. RefSeq names its product protein FAR1-RELATED SEQUENCE 5-like. The transcript has 2 exons. NCBI's taxonomy places the organism in Eukaryota, Viridiplantae, Streptophyta, Magnoliopsida, Lamiales, Oleaceae. Gene Ontology annotation, biological process: regulation of DNA-templated transcription. The record is from RefSeq and is a predicted model, not a curated record. Bases 1 to 1566 code for a protein of 521 amino acids.
AUGGAAGACGGCAAUGAAGAUUUGUUGUUGGAAUGUGAUAAUGAGACCCUUAUGGAAAAUUUGAAUACAUUGGACUGCGAAAAUAUAGGAGAUGAUGCAACUGUGCCUACAGUUGGUAUGAUAUUCAAUGAUGAGAAGGAAAUGUUUGAGUUUUAUAAAAGAUAUGCUUAUGCUGUAGGAUUUCCAAUAAGAAAAAGGAAUUCCAAAAAAGGGGAAGAUGGAGUUAUGAGAUAUGUGACGUUCACAUGCAGUCAUGAAGGUCGGAGGAGUUAUGCUACGGGCGGAUCGUUGAAAUCACAACCAACAAGUCAAAUAGACUGUAAAGCAAGAAUAUCGGCAUCUUUAGAUUCUCUUGGAGUUUGGAGAAUUAAUAAAGUGCAGCUGGAUCACAAUCAUAAAACGAGUCCUUCCAAGUCUAGAAAGCUAGAAGUAAACGAUUUGGCUGGAAUUCCAUUGCACAAGAGUUAUAACUCUGCGGUUGUGGAAGCUGGAGGAUAUGAGAAUAUUACUUUUGUGGAGAAGGAUUGUCGGAAUUACGUUGAACAGGUGAGACGAUUACGCCUUGGAGAAGGAGACGCCUUCGCAAUACAGGCGUACUUUUCAAAGAUGCAAGCACGGUGCUCCGGAUUUUACUUUAGCAUGGACUUAGAUGAGGAAUGCAGGCUAAAGAAUGUUUUUUGGGCAGAUCACAGAUGUAGGCAGUCUUAUAAGGAAUUUGGUGAUGUGGUGACUUUCGAUACUACCUAUUUGACUAAUAAGUACGACAUGCCGUUCGCCCCUUUCGUUGGGGUGAAUCAUCAUGGCCAGUCCACACUGUUGGGUUGCGGAUUGUUAUCGAAUGAGGACACCGGGACUUUUGUGUGGUUGUUCAGAACAUGGCUUGAGUGCAUGCAUGGACAAGCUCCUAAUGGCAUUAUUACUGAUCAAGAUCGGGCAAUGCAAAAUGUAAUUGAGAUUGUUUUUCCGAACACGAAGCAUAGGUGGUGUCUUUGGCAUAUUAUGAAAAAGCUGCCUGAAAAGUUUGGAUAUCACAUUCUUAAGAGCUCAAUAUUUUCUACAAUUCAUGGAUUGGUCUAUGAUUCCGAAAAUGGCCAAGAAUUCGAAGAGGGUUGGAGGUUAAUGCUCGAAAAAUACGACUUACAUGAUAAUGAUUGGCUAGCGGGAUUGUAUGAGAACAGAGGUCGUUGGGUGCCUUGUUUGUUGAAAACUACGUUUUGGGCAGGCAUGUCGACUACACAACGAAGUGAGAGUAUGAAUGCAUUUUUUGACGGGUAUGUGCAUUCGAAGACCUCACUCAAGCAGUUUGUCGAGCAAUAUGAGAGAGCACUGCGAAGUAAGGUCGAGAAGGAGUUUCAGGCUUAUUUUAAAUCGUACUCUCAAAUGGUGCCCUGUGCGACAAUUUUCCAAAUGGAAAGGCAAUUUCAAGCAGUAUAUACCAUUUCGAAGUUCAAAGAAGUGCAGGACGAGUUUACUGGGAAGGUAUAUUGCAACGUCAUAACUGAAACUGCAAAUGACUGUUAUUGGUCAACCUACGAGGUUCAUGAGCAUGUUGCAGUUCAUGAUUAG